Linum tenue is the source of this 238-nucleotide messenger RNA. NCBI's taxonomy places the organism in Eukaryota, Viridiplantae, Streptophyta, Magnoliopsida, Malpighiales, Linaceae. The record is from the annotation of a GenBank genome assembly.
UGAUAGACCGAUAAUUACACAUGUUUUCACCCCUAUUCUGAAGCCGUUUGAGAUGUGGAUUUUCGUGUUUUAAGCCGAGUUCACGCUAGGUUGUGUGUUUAUGUCAUAUUUCAGGACCCGGCAUUGGAAUCGAGGCGGAGAAACGAGUUCUGGGUCGAAAGGAGCAAAGUUGGGACGAAGGGGGCUGCUGGAGGAAAAUACACGGCCAUGACCAAGAAUACCCGGCCGGGUAUUAUCA